GAGCCCUCCCGUCGGAGUAGUUCGGCGCCGGCGCAGGCGCAAGCCAGCAAGAUGGCGGCGGCUGGAGCAGGCCGUCUGCGGCGAGCGGCAUCGGCCCUGCUGCUCCGGAGCCCGCGCCUGCCUGCCCGGGAGCUGUCAGCUCCGGCUCGGCUCUAUCACAAGAAGGUUGUGGAUCAUUAUGAAAAUCCUAGAAAUGUGGGGUCCCUUGACAAGACAUCAAAAAACGUUGGAACUGGAUUGGUGGGUGCGCCAGCGUGUGGUGAUGUUAUGAAAUUACAGAUUCAAGUGGAUGAAAAGGGGAAGAUCGUGGACGCCAGGUUUAAAACAUUUGGCUGCGGUUCUGCAAUCGCCUCCAGCUCAUUAGCCACUGAGUGGGUGAAAGGAAAGACGGUGGAAGAGGCCCUGACCAUCAAAAACACAGACAUCGCCAAGGAGCUCUGCCUUCCCCCCGUGAAGCUGCACUGCUCCAGUGAGUCUGCUCUCCACUGCACAGCAGGGACAUGUGGCACUCAUUUCAACUCGCGUUUGGGACAGAGUCCUUUGCUGGCCGAAGACGCCAUCAAGGCCGCCCUGGCCGAUUACAAACUGAAACAGGAUCCCAAGAAAGGAGAGGCAGAGCAGUGAGCCUCGGUGCCGCUCCAGAGACGUCCACCCACCGCCAUGCACGUACUGGAGACGUCCAGAAGCUUCCCAGGCCGCAGGAAAGCCGCACAGCAUUUGCCGUUCACAGUGUGACUGAGGCAAGCAAAAUACACCCUUUAACCGUUCUGAGUCCUGUGGUUUCUUUCAGCUCGCUCGUGUUGCCUUAGCGCUCAGUGUGUGCUUUGAACUGUGUGUGGCCGCAGGACCGAGCUCAGCAGCGCAGUCUUAGGUUCUGACGCCUGUGCUGUGCAUCAAGACUUAAUUGUAUCUAAAUCUAUUUUGGGGACAAUUUACCCAUGGAAUGCCUUGGUCUGACUGUUUGGUAGAGCUGACUGUACAUAAAGCAGAUCUGUAGCUAUGCAGCCAUGUGUGCACUUAUGUAUGUGUAUAUAAAACAAAUAAACAAUGCAGGACGAUG
Messenger RNA from Marmota flaviventris (yellow-bellied marmot), 1060 nucleotides. RefSeq names its product iron-sulfur cluster assembly enzyme (gene Iscu). NCBI's taxonomy places the organism in Eukaryota, Metazoa, Chordata, Mammalia, Rodentia, Sciuridae. The record is from RefSeq and is a predicted model, not a curated record. Gene Ontology annotation, biological process: iron-sulfur cluster assembly. Gene Ontology annotation, molecular function: iron-sulfur cluster binding; iron ion binding.